UACCCGGUUAGUUGAGGAUGUGGAGCUGAUGACUUGUACAUCAUACUUGUGUUCUAGCUACAAUACCAGACGGUUUUACUGCCUCGACAAGUACAUUCUAGUCCUUUGUCGGUUAAGAAUCCUGAGAUUUAGCUAAUAGAGAAUCUCCGUUCAGCCUCUUCUGUUGGUGCGCUGUGCGCAUCAUUUCGGCACUGAAUACAGUGGGCAUCUCCCACUCUUUAGUAGAGACAUAGAGACAUUCAUCUUCUGAACAGCCUCGGUAGCUCGUCACUUACCACUUCAUCACCGUACAGAUUUGGAUAUGCACAGAUUACAGUCCCUUGCCAAUCGGUCGUUGAUAUCUGGAGCGUUUGACCAAUGUCCCGCUUUACCGCGGACAUCCGUGAAGACAUCACCGAAGAAAUCACCAUGUCGCGUCGGUGUACGACGCAAAUCUCAAGAAGCAUCUAUAGACGGUCCUUAUGGACUAAAGCGUUAUAGCACGUCUGAAGCAACUGUGGCAGCAACUGUGGGCAAUGGUCAAAUCCGAGAAAAGACGCUAACAAUGGAGACGCUGAACCCGCAGGUUAAAGCAGUGGAGUAUGCAGUAAGAGGACCCAUCGUCAUUAAAGCCGGGGAGAUCGAAAGAUACUUGCAAGAGGGGGGCAAGAAACCCUUCACUGAGGUCAUCAAAGCCAACAUUGGGGAUGCACAUGCCAUGGGACAACAGCCAAUCACAUUCCUCAGACAGGUAGUGGCUCUUUGCACCUUCCCUGAGCUCCUGGACAGUCCCAGUUUCCCCAAGGAUGCAAAGUGGCGAGCACGGCGAAUCCUGCAGAGCUGCGGAGGACAAAGCAUCGGGUCAUACAGUGCCAGUAAAGGGGUGGACUGCAUCCGCCAGGACAUCGCUGCCUACAUCGAGCAGAGAGACCAAGGGGUGCCAGCAAACUGGGAAAACAUCUUUCUCACCACUGGGGCCAGCGAUGGCAUUGUGAGCAUCCUUCGACUCCUGGUGUCAGGCCAGGCUCAUGCACGCACAGGUGUGAUGAUCCCUAUCCCCCAGUACCCACUCUACUCAGCUGCCAUCGCAGAGAUGGACGCUGUGCAGGUCAACUACUACCUGGACGAGGACAACUGCUGGGCCUUGGAUGUGCACGAGCUGCACAGAGCGUACCAGACUGCCAAGGAGCACUGCCAGCCCCGGGUCCUCUGCAUCAUCAACCCUGGAAACCCCACAGGUCAAGUCCAGAGCAAGAAGUGCAUCAAGGACGUCUUGCACUUCGCCUACGAGGAGAAUCUCUUUGUCAUGGCUGACGAGGUGUAUCAGGAUAAUGUGUACGCCCCGGACUGCCAGUUCCACUCGUUUAAGAAGGUGCUGUAUGAGAUGGGGCCGGAAUACUUUAACAGUGUGGAGCUGGCUUCUUUCCAUUCCUCGUCCAAAGGCUACACAGGAGAGUGUGGGUUCAGAGGAGGCUUCAUGGAGAUCGUUAACCUUGAUCCGGAGGUCAAGUCCCAACUGGUGAAAAUGCUGUCAGUGAGACUCUGUCCACCGGUGACCGGCCAAGCUGCCAUGGAUGUGAUCGUGAACCCUCCACAGCCUGACGAACCCUCUCACGGCCAGUUCUACAAGGAGAAGGGCCUCGUGCUGGGAGCACUUGCAGAUAAAGCCAAGCUGACGGAGCACAUCCUCAACGCUGUGCCUGGGAUCAAAUGCAACCCAGUGCAGGGCGCCAUGUACGCCUUCCCCCGCAUCUUCAUCCCGCCCAGAGCAGUGGAGGAGGCGCAAGCCCUCGGAAUGCAGCCGGACAUGAUGUACUGCCUUCGGCUCCUGGAGGAGACUGGUAUCUGCGUAGUCCCGGGCAGUGGCUUCGGCCAGAGGGAGGGCAGCUACCAUUUCAGAAUGACCAUCCUGCCCUCUGCUGAGAAGCUGAAGGUUCUGCUGGAGAAAGUGCACGAUUUUCAUAUCAAGUUCCUGAACGAGUACUCGGCCCUGGAUGAGGCACAGCGCAGCGUGUCUUGAGCAGCGCGGGAUAUGCUAAUGCACGGUGGCUGCUACCAAACCUGCUGCUUACUUAACACACUAAUCUUGAAGUAACAGUAGUGUUAAGUAACUUUUUUUCUUUUUCUAGAAAACUAAUUUAACAGUGAGAAGCGGGCAUGAAAGGGACUGCUAUCUAGUUUACUGAAUUCUGCAGCUGUUUUCUUUGGUGCCUUUGUGAUAUCAUAAAAAGGGCAGGUUCCAUUUCAGACUUUUUUCUAGGACACUAAGCCAUUAUAGUAGGAAUGAUCCAGAGCUACUCAUCAGAGAGAGUCCUUGGGUCUCAGUAUUCCAUUUUUAUUCCACUACUGCAUUUUGUUAAUUUUAAUUCAUGGUUUUAAAUCAAGGAUGGCAUGCUGCAUGUGUAUACAUGUUUAUGCAGGCCCUCACCUCAUGCAGUCACACAAUCAUGUGCACAAACUAAGAACCCAGUUAUGAAACUGACCCAAAUUAACAGACCCUAAUGGAGAAUGGACCUAAAUGGAGAAUGGUGCUUUAAAAAAAACAACAAAAAAAAACAACAACUUUCAGAGCUUAUUUGAGUUAUUUAAAAUCUUGCACUUGACAUGACCUUUGUUCUCGCAGUAGACAGCAGUAUGUUUGGGUAAUACACACUGGGACUUGUAAAUUCUGAGGCUUUUCCAUAAAGAAUAUAAGCUGAAUAUAUGAAAAAAAAAUAUAUAUAUAUUUUUUGAGUUCUUAGCAAACUAAUUUGGGUGGAGAAAGUUGUCUUGGACAGCAUUUCUGCUGUAUGCAAUUUUUCAUGUUGUCUCCCAUCUCACAGCAUUAGGGAUUCAUAUCAAUAACAUGCACUCAGUACAGUUGACCAGUUAUGGUAUUGUGCCAUUAACAAAGACAACCCCAUCCCAUUCAGCAUUUCAUUUGUUUCAUUGCUGUUUCAUAAUGUUACUUGGUGUCCAUUUGCUUUUUCAUCAUUAGCAUUCUUGUUCUCUACUAAGGAUAAUAAUUCAUACCCUAUUCAUUGCUAAAAUUCUAGCAUCAAGGCUCACUGGGAGAGAAAAUUACAAUGAAGGAGGUGUGACAAUUGUCCCACAGCUGCCAACCAUGGUAUUCUACUCUGCAUCACACACAAGAAUGUAUUCAUUUGAAGAAGUCUUAUUUGAAGAAUUUUAUCAUGGGAUUUGAUUUGAAGUGACAUAAAAAUCUCUCACAUGUAUUAACUGGGCAUCACAUAGGUCUACUUGAAUGGAAUUUUAUGAAUUUUGGUUUCUCAGCUGGCUGAGAGAAAGAUAUUUCUACUGGAAGGGCUUGAUUCUUACAUUGUUCACCUUACAUAAGCCUGGUUUGUGAAACCAACCUGUUUCAUCAGUCAAUAGUUUCCUUCAAUCACUAGCCCACAGCCUAGCUAAUUUUGUGUCAAAUUAUACAGGCUCUUUUCUGUUACUGAUCUUGGCCCUGUAUCCUGUAUCAUUAUAAUUUUAAUAUCUUAAAUGAGGUAGAGUGUGUUGUGUGUAAUACUAACUCUACCAUUUAAAGAUGGUAUCUGUCAUUCUCUUUUAUGCUGUUUUUGUAUUCGCCUCAGAAGGAGAAACUUGGCAAAUUUGCAAAAAUAAAUUAGAACUUGAAUUCAGUA
Molecule: messenger RNA, 3611 nt
Organism: Electrophorus electricus (electric eel)
Lineage: Eukaryota; Metazoa; Chordata; Actinopteri; Gymnotiformes; Gymnotidae
Gene: gpt2
Product: glutamic pyruvate transaminase (alanine aminotransferase) 2
Biological process (GO): biosynthetic process
Molecular function (GO): pyridoxal phosphate binding; transaminase activity
Source: RefSeq, a predicted model, not a curated record